Polypterus senegalus (gray bichir) is the source of this 952-nucleotide messenger RNA. RefSeq names its product transmembrane 4 L six family member 21a (gene tm4sf21a). Gene Ontology annotation, cellular component: membrane. NCBI's taxonomy places the organism in Eukaryota, Metazoa, Chordata, Cladistia, Polypteriformes, Polypteridae. Bases 177 to 797 code for a protein of 206 amino acids. The transcript is spliced from 5 exons. The record is from RefSeq and is a predicted model, not a curated record.
CACUUUUUCACUGAAGCGUGUGCAGGAAUAGUUUCCUGCUCCCAGAAGAAACAACAUAAAAGUGAAAAUUCACAAAAAAACAAGAACUACUAGAGAGCAUUUAAACAACUGGAACCUCUGAACCUGUAUCUGGACCUUUAUCUCUAAAGUGUUAGCAGAAUCACUGGCGUGUCAACAUGUGUACUGGAAAGUGUGCCAAGUUUAUUGGGGUAUCUUUGUACCCCUUGGCAGUUGCUGCGAUCAUCUGUAACAUUUUGCUCUUCUUUCCUGCUUGGGAUACUAAAUACGUGCUGGAGGAUAAUAAAGGUGGCAACAAGACCAUUACAGAAGAAGUGAAGUAUAUGGGUGGCCUCGUUGGUGGAGGUAUCAUGGUCUUGAUCCCUGCCAUUCAUAUCCAUGCCACAGGGAAACAGGGCUGCUGUGCCAAUCGAUGUGGGAUGUUCCUGUCCAUUGCAUUUGCUGCAGUAGGGGUUGUUGGCAGCCUUUACAGUUUGGUGGUGGCCUCUCUGGGCCUUGUGAAUGGACCAACAUGUCUAUUUGAAGACAGCGAAAAACAGCUUACAUGGGGCACUCCGUUUAUGUCCAACAAAGAGUUUGGGAAUGACAGCUACUUGUUUGAUCCAAAUUCAUGGAACAAGUGCAAACAACCAGAAAACGUGGUUGAGUUCAAUGUUAUCCUCUUCUCCAUCCUGCUGGUACUCGGCAUCUUGGAGACGCUCCUGUGUGCCUUUCAAAUGAUCAAUGGGCUCUUCGGCUGUCUGUGUGGCACAUGCGGGAAGAAAGGGCGGCAAGCCUAAGACUCCAUUUUGAACUCCUUUCACCCUGAUGAUGGACGCAUUGAUGGUCAUUUUCCAGUUGUUUGACUGAAGGCACACACCAAAUUGAGCUGAAUGUAGUUAGUCAUUUAUGUCACAAAAAGAACUUUUUAAUGUAUGUUCGUUCCUUGAAUUGU